AUGGUCUCUCUGAUUUUCACAUUCCUUCUUCUUCAGCUUCUUUUCUUUUUCAGUUCCUUGGCUGGUCCAAGUUGUUUUUCUAAUAUGAGAAACAGGGUGCACAUGGAUGGAGAUGUGAUGAUAGCUGGAUUUUUUCCUCUCUACAUUUUGGGAAACUAUGAAAGUAAUAUUGAUGUUUCCAAGAAUGAAGAUGGCAGGCUAUUUAUUUUCAAGAACUACCAGUAUAUCCUAGCCAUGGCUUUUGCCAUUGAGGAGAUCAACAAGAACCCUGAUCUUUUACACAACAUGACUCUGGGACUUGACAUCUAUAAUGUUGAUUUCAGAAGUUGGAGAACACUUAAGAAUCCCUUUAUUUGGCUUUCGGGGAAGGACAUGAUCCCUAAUUACAACUGUUUGAGACAGAUGAAGUCUGUAGCUGUACUGACAGGAACAUCAGGAACAACAUCUUCACUGAUUGGUGUACUGCUGAACCUCUACAGAUUUCCACAGCUUACCUUUGGACCUUUUGACCACAGUCUGAGUGACAGCAGCAAGUUUCCUUCUGUCUAUCAGAUGGCCCCAAAGGACACAUCUUUAGCAAUAGCCAUCGUCGCCUUAAUGAUUCAUUUCAGCUGGAACUGGGUAGGUCUGUUGAUCUCAAAUGAUGAAAAUGGUUUGUGGAUUCUUCCACAACUGAGAGAAGAGAUGGCCAAGAAUGGACUCUGUUUAGCCUUUGAGGAAAGAAUCCCAGUCAGUCACUUGGCAGAUACCUCAAAAAUCAUGGAUGUCUAUCAUAGUAUUCUUAAAUCAUCUGCAAAUAUCAUUACCAUUUACAGUGAUACUGAAUCCCUACUAGACUUCAUGACGUAUUUUGAACAAUUUUUUAUAACAAGCAAAGUCUGGGUCAUUAACUCUAAAUGGGAUGCAAUAAUCAAGAAAUAUUUCAUGCUAGGUUCAUUGCAUGUUCCUCUCAUUUUCUCACACCACCAUGGAGACAUUUCUGGAUUCACAAAUUUUGUCAGGGCAGCUAAUCCUUCCAAAUACCCAGAAGACUUCUACCUGGCUAGAUUAUGGUUUCUCUCCUUUAACUGCUCAUUGUCUGAGUCUGAUUGUAUAACUUGGGAGAACUGUCCAGACAAUGCAUCCUUGGAAUGGCUGCCUGGGCAUCUUUUUGACAUGGCCAUAUCUGAAGAGAGUUACAAUAUAUACAAUGCUGUGCAUGCUGUGGCCCAGGCCCUUCAUGACUUGAUUCUCUGUCAGGCAGAAGUGCAUACAACAGCAAAUGUGAAAGGGGUGGAUUUUUCCUUUUCACAGUUACAUCCCUUUCUGAAGAAUAUCCAAUAUAUAAAUGUUGCUGGAGACCUAGUUAUUUUUGAUAAUAAAAGGAACCUAGGGACAGAGUAUGACAUUGUGAACAUUUGGAAUUUUCCAGAAGGUCUUGAGCUUAAAGUGAACAUAGGAAAGUUUUCACCACAUGCUCCACAUGGUCAUCAACUGCGUUUGAAUGAAAAUAUCAUACAAUGGACCAUAGGAACUACAGAGACUCCUCGGUCUUUCUGCAGUGAGAGUUGUGGUCCUGGUUUCAGAAAAUCUCCUCAAGAGGGAAAGGCUACCUGCUGUUUUGAUUGUACCCCUUGCCCAGAGAAUGAAAUUUCUAAUGUAACAGAUAUGGACCAGUGUCUGAAGUGUCCAUAUGAUCAAUAUGCCAACUCAGAGAAAAACCAUUGCCUUUUAAGAACUGAAACUUUUCUUGCUUAUGAGGAACCUUUGGGAAUGGCCCUGGUCUGCAUGGUGCUCUACUUCUCUGUACUCACAGCUAUUGUCCUUGGGGUCUUUGUGAGGCACCAUGAUACUCCCAUUGUCAAGGCCAAUAACAGAACUCUCAGCUACAUCCUUCUCAUCUCCCUGGCCUUCUGUUUCCUCAGUUCUUUGCUUUUCAUUGGCCGAUCCAACACAGUCAUUUGCAUUCUGCAACAGACCACAUUUGGAAUUGUGUUCACUGUAGCUGUUUCCACUGUCUUGGCAAAAACUCUUACAGUGGUUCUGGCCUUCAAGGCCACUUCUCCAGGGAAAAGGAUGAGGUGGUUAUUGGUGUCAGGAACACCUAAUUUCCUCAUUCCUUCCUGCACUCUGAUCCAACUGAUUUUCUGUGGAUUCUGGCUGGGAGCUUCUCCUCCCUUCAUUGACACAGAUGCACACUCUGAACAUGGCCACAUCAUCAUCCUGUGCAACAAGGGCUCCCUGACUGCCUUCUACUGUGUCCUGGGAUACUUGGGCUUCCUGGCCCUGGCAAGCUUCACUGUGGCUUUCUUGGCCAGGAACCUGCCUGACACCUUCAAUGAAGCUAAGUUUCUUACAUUUAGUAUGCUGGUGUUCUGUACUGUGUGGGUCACCUUCCUGCCUGUCUACCACAGCACUAAGGGAAAGACCAUGGUGGCUCUGGAGGUCUUUUCAAUAUUGGCCUCCAGUGCUGGGCUGCUAGGCUGCAUCUUUGUCCCCAAGUGCUACAUCAUCUUGGUAAUGCCAGAUAGAAAUUCUCUGUAUGAGUUCAGACAUAAAACUCAUGCUCAAAUUAUGAGGCCUUCAUAA
Messenger RNA from Perognathus longimembris pacificus (Pacific pocket mouse), 2568 nucleotides. Its product is annotated as vomeronasal type-2 receptor 116-like. Lineage: Eukaryota; Metazoa; Chordata; Mammalia; Rodentia; Heteromyidae. Gene Ontology annotation, cellular component: membrane. The transcript is spliced from 6 exons. The record is from RefSeq and is a predicted model, not a curated record. The coding region runs from base 1 to 2568 and encodes 855 amino acids. Gene Ontology annotation, molecular function: G protein-coupled receptor activity. Gene Ontology annotation, biological process: G protein-coupled receptor signaling pathway.